UUGAUGACAUCCUCGUCAGGAGAAAGGGAUAUGCCAAUUGAGCGUGACACAUAAUGAGAGUUUUUUAGUUUUUUUAACCAUUAAUUGUUUUUGAAAGAGUGCUUUAGUUUUGGUUCAUACAAAAUUAUUGAUUUAUCAACUUAAAGAUGUUAAUAAAAAGCAUUGAUUUAUGAACAAAAAACUUAAAUUAUAUUUGGCUAAAAAAUUAUAUGUGUUGGUUGAAGAAAUCGACGAAAGAUGUGACACGGGCAAAAGCUGCAGGCAAGCUAGCUUGGCAACCAAGAGCAGAUCCGAAGGAGGUAACACCAAUCAAGACAGGCUCGUUGUUGAUAGUAACAGCCAGAGGACCACCAGAGUCACCUCUGCAGGUGCUGGAACCACCAAGGCCGCUAGUGCAGAUGUUAGAGGAUUGCAAGAUCAAGGGGAAGGCGUAGGAGCAAACGCUGUUGGAGAUAACGUUCAAGCUGACGUGGCUCAGGUACUGGUUGGUUGAGAUCGAUCCACCAUCUUGAGUUAAACCGAAGCCAGAAGCAACGGCGGUGGCACCGACGAAGUUAUUGUUCAGUAAGUCCCCAGAAGGCAGGGCAAUGGGCUUGAUGGAGUCUGAGAAGUCAACAGCGAAAGGUAGGUAGAUAACACCAACAUCGUUGCGAGCAAGGAGAGGCUGCCAGUUAGGGUGAAGGAUGACAGCGCUGGUUUCAAUCCUGGUACCGCCAAAGAAGAGUGUGUUGGAGCCAAGUACGACGUUGAAGAGCCAAGCCUGGUUCACGCCAUCAAACCAACAGUGGGCAGCGGUGAUAACUCUGCUUGCACUGACAAGGGAACCUCCGCACACACCGGUGCCAGCGAUACCGGCGUAGGAAGCGAGAAGACCAGCCUGGUAGGGGAAUUGACCAACACUGGAAGGAGAACCACCGACAAUUCUUUGCUGCAUCAUCUGUUCCUCAGCUUUGCGGAUUUCUUCUCCCAAUGGGAUGGCAUAUUUCUGGAUGUAGCCGUACGCAGUGUUACCGUCAAGAGCGGGUUCUACAUUCGCGUAGGCGAGAGUUGCCAAAGCUAGGACAAGGAAGACCUUCAUGAUGAUACUUUAAAUAAUCAC
Molecule: messenger RNA, 1099 nt
Organism: Spodoptera exigua (beet armyworm)
Lineage: Eukaryota; Metazoa; Arthropoda; Insecta; Lepidoptera; Noctuidae
Source: the annotation of a GenBank genome assembly